Aspergillus oryzae RIB40 is the source of this 1620-nucleotide messenger RNA. RefSeq names its product Zn(II)2Cys6 transcription factor. Gene Ontology annotation, biological process: regulation of DNA-templated transcription. The record is from RefSeq and is a predicted model, not a curated record. NCBI's taxonomy places the organism in Eukaryota, Fungi, Ascomycota, Eurotiomycetes, Eurotiales, Aspergillaceae. The transcript has 3 exons. Gene Ontology annotation, molecular function: DNA-binding transcription factor activity, RNA polymerase II-specific; zinc ion binding. Bases 1 to 1620 code for a protein of 539 amino acids.
AUGGUCGAUAAGCAAACGAAACCGAAUUCUAAGAGCCGUAGGACCAGCAGCAAGCGGUCCAGAACGGGAUGUCGAACAUGCCGAGCACGACAUUUAAAAUGUGACGAGAGUCCCGGCGCGUGUCGAAAUUGUACCUCCACCGGCCGAACCUGUGAUGGGUAUGACCUCUAUCGACUGCCUAUAGCAACGACCAAAGUCGCCAGGGCACAAAUCACCCCGGCACUAGUUGACGGCCUGCGCUGGGUUAUGACCUCCGAUGAACGUCGUUGUUUCUCUCAUUUCCAGCACCACACCAUCCCGACCUUGUUAGCACUGUACGACUCGUUGCUUUGGCAAAAGCUUGUCAUGCAGAUGAGUUACUCUGAACCAGCAGUUUACCAUGCGACAAAUGCCUUGAGUGCUAUCCACCAGGAUAUUGAAGCGAAUGGAAUCCCACUUCCAGGUCAGGGUGUGGAUAGUCCUUGGAAUCGGUUUGCCCUGGAGCAAUCGAAUCGGGCGAUUUCUUUUCUCACUAUACGCCAUGCUACCUCGGAUCCUCAUUUACAGACUGUUGUACUGCUCUGUUGUCUGCUGUUUGUUAUGCAGGAGUUGCUCCUUGGUCAUUACGAUAGUGCGUACAAACAUUUACAAAGUGGCGUACGCAUUCUAAAGGAUUUGAAAGCGGAUAUACAGCUUAUCAAUGGAAGUGAGACAAAAUUACCCUUUGACAAAUGCCUCAUUGAGACAUUCCUUCAUCUGGACAGCCAGCUAAUGUACGGCGGGGUUGGCGGUCCGCUCUCAAGUCUAGACAGGGAGCUGGAAUACACUCCGGGUGAAUCACAGGAUAUCUAUGGAGAAUAUAACAGUCUCCAAGAGGUGAGACAUGCGUUUAGCUGUCUAAUGAGGAAACGUUUCCGGUUCCUCUCACGAACACAAGAGCUUUCUGCAGAGGACAUCAAAUCUAACUAUGAAGCGUUGCACUUGAAACAACAACAGAUUCUGUCUCAGUUGUACCGCGUCGCCUGGAAGCUUGAAGCAUUCUCGGCUCGCUCAUACACCCAACUUACAGAGAAGGACCAGCGAGGACUCGAUAUGAUCGACCUUGCAUUGAAGAGUAUAACACUCGGAGCUCGAAGAUGCUUUAUCCGCUCAAAUUCACUGGUCAAGCUUUACACGCCUGAAUAUGACGCUCUUAUGUUAGAGAUUGAAGAUGUCAUGUGCAAGCUACCAGACCGCCCUAGUAUGGUCCUUGACGUUGGGGUCAUUAUUCCCCUCUAUUAUGUGGCGCUGGGGUGCAGUGACUAUGGCGUGCGUCGGAGAGCAAUCAAAUUACUCCGCAGUUGGCCACAUUUCGAAGGGGCUUUUGAUUCGAACAUGGUGGCUCUUGUAGCUGAAGAAUUGAUUAAGGCUGAGCAGAUGAUGGAAGAGGAGUAUGAACCUGGGAGCUGUAAGUCGGAGGAUCAAAUGGAACCAAGGGCAUCGGAGGAACGACAGACACAGAUCACUGGAGACAUUCACAGCAAAAGGUGGCCUACUGCAGGACAGAACACUUAUUCCCUGGACGAUUGCCUGAAAACCAAUAAUUGUUUGGAAAGGAUGCGUCGACCAAAAAUGAUUGGCUGGAAAGAUAGCUAUUCCUAG